ACCAUUUUGAAUGUUCUAAGACAUUGAAAUGAUUAUUCUUCCUUUUCACUUUUUUCUUUGCAGUAAAUUGUCCCUGCCUAAUUGUAUCUGUUGCAUUGCAAAUGGCUGGUCGAUCAGCAUGCACAAUUUAUGUUGGUAACCUGCCAUUAGAUGUCAAGGAAUGGGAAAUUGAGGACCUUUUCUACAAGUAUGGGGGGAUUUUGGAUAUUGAAUUGAAGCUUCCACCACAUUCUCUGGGAUACUGUUUUGUGGAGUUUGAGGAUCCUUUGGAUGCUGAAGAUGCAAUUAGGGGGUUGAACUUGCUCAUGGUGGUUGCGGACAAUCUUCUCGCCAUGGAUAUGGUGGUGGUGGUGGUAGAGGACGGUUUGGUGUUUCACAUCGAUCAGAGUUUUGAGGUACAACUCAUUGGAAGUUCAUCUUUGAUCUUUUAUGCUGUCUUGUCCAUUUUUAGGAUCAUAUGCAGAAUGCUGGAGAUGUAUGUUUUGCUGAAGUUUACCGUGAUGGAGAUGAUUAGGAAGCUUGAUGAUUCUGAAUUUCAGAAUUCGUUUUCAAAGGCCUAUAUUAGGGUGGAGAGCUAUUAUGCCAGUCCACAUGGAGCUGGGUCUCAGAAUCAAAGUAGAAGUCCUAGUAGAAGUCCAAGAAGCAAUCACAGGUCUCUCUCAAAAUCAAGGUCACCACCUCCUGCAAAAUUAUCCAUAUCAAGAUCAAGAUCCAACUAACUCUUUUGGCUGGCAGCUUUGAGCUAUUUAGGUGGUCUGAAAAAAGCUUUGAGUUAUUUAAGCAUCAUUUACUGCUUGGAGAAAUACAUAGCGGUCCUUGUCUCAUGAUUAUAGCAAUUUGGUAGGAUAAAUUGUUAAUCAUCUCAAAUUAGAUCUUAUUAGCUAAUUAUACUUUGCCUGAGGUUUUUUUGCAGACCCAGUAGGAAUGACCUAUUGCUCAUAUGUGAUGUUCGGUAGUGCUUUGUGCUGGGAAUUGCUAAAAGUUAAAACUAUGCUUUUAUAUCAUGAGAUGAUGUUUUGAUCUGCACCAGAUUGUAAAAAUUACCUGUUAUAAUAAACAGUGACUUCCAUC
This is a messenger RNA of Rubroshorea leprosula, 1071 nucleotides long. Lineage: Eukaryota; Viridiplantae; Streptophyta; Magnoliopsida; Malvales; Dipterocarpaceae. The record is from the annotation of a GenBank genome assembly.